CUUAGAAGCCCCACUAAAGAAACAGUCGACACCUUCACGAUCACCGCCACCAAGUCACUGGCUUCUUUUGAGUCACAAAGUUUCAAAAAGACGGACCGAAAGACUCAAGGCUCCAAAAUCCAAACACCAGAGACGUUGGCGGAUCUCGGUGGCGAUGACUACCCCAACGAACCUCGCUGAGGACCGCCACCACCAUCUUCCGUACCCUCCGCUCGCCGGCCGCCGGCACCGUCAUUACAUGGGCCGGCCCAUCUCGGCCCCCUCCUCCGCCGCCUCCUUCAGAGGCUGCUGCUGUUGUCUAUUCCUCCUGCUCAUCUUCGUCGCCCUCCUCGCCGUCGCCGUCGCCCUCGUAGUCGUCCUCGUCCUCAAGCCCAAGAAGCCCCAGUUCGACCUCCAGCAGGUGGCCGUACAGUACCUCCUCGUCGCCCCCACCACCUCCUCCGCUUCACCCACCGUCUCCGCCCUUGGCGGGGCCGCCGUCCGAGGGGCACAGCCGACGGCGGCGUACCUGUCGCUCAACAUCACGCUGCUGUUCCUUGCGGACAACCCGAACAAGGUGGGGAUCCGGUACGAUGCGGCGGCGCUGGACGUGAUGUACCGUGGGGUGCCGCUGGGGGUGGCAACGGUGCCGGGGUUCGAACAGCCGGCCCAGAGCCGUCGCUUGGUCCAGACCCGCGUCGUCGUCGACCGCUUCAACGUCAUGCAGUCUGAUGCCCUCGACCUCGUCCGCGACGCCGCCCUCAACGAUCGCGUCGACCUCCGCCUCACCGGCGACGUCGCCGCCAAGAUCCUCGUCCUCGGCCUUUCCUCCCCCAGGGUUCAGGUUUCGGUGGAUUGUGCGAUCGAGAUCAGCCCUAGGAAGCAGUCGCUCACUUACAAGCGGUGUGGAGUCGACGGAUUAAAUUUCUGAACCGAAAAAAUUUUUAAGAGAAAAGUCUUAUUUUCCUUUUUUUCCCCCCUUUUCUUUGCAUUUUGAUGGAAGUCGUAGUUUUUCUGAUCGAGUUAGCUUCGGGGCAAAGCAAAGUAGGCAUGCCGUCAUGGCCAGGGAGGUGCCCAGAUGUCCAUUUUUCACUCUCCUCCCAUUAUAUCAGCCUUUUGUUUUGUUGGGUCCUCUUGCUCUUGUGCUGGGAGAGGAGGCAGGCAGGACAUGAGUACAGCUCUUCCUAACCUUGGUUUGUUUGAUGGAUCCUGGGUGAAAUGUUCUUGUUGAUGACUGUGAGCAAGUAAAAAAGAUGAGGAUGGUAUCCAACCUACUUACCUAC
This is a messenger RNA of Musa acuminata AAA Group (dessert banana), 1262 nucleotides long. RefSeq lists its product as uncharacterized. Gene Ontology annotation, cellular component: plasma membrane. Lineage: Eukaryota; Viridiplantae; Streptophyta; Magnoliopsida; Zingiberales; Musaceae. The transcript has 2 exons. The coding region runs from base 155 to 910 and encodes 251 amino acids. The record is from RefSeq and is a predicted model, not a curated record. Gene Ontology annotation, biological process: response to desiccation.